Cladocopium goreaui is the source of this 1661-nucleotide messenger RNA. The record is from the annotation of a GenBank genome assembly. Lineage: Eukaryota; Dinophyceae; Suessiales; Symbiodiniaceae.
GUCCAGCGCGGGUCGCCUGUUGGCUCUGCUGGCUGUGGUCUGCUUCCAACCCAAUGAAGAAGGUGUUUUUCCUGUUGUCAACUUUGGCCCAUGUGCAGAGCUUCAAACUGCACCUGGGUACCACUGCGGCCAGUGUGAAUGCAGUGAAUGGCAGUGUCCAUGAAGGCUGCGAGCCUAUUGAGACACAACUUACGGAGGCUCUGAUGAAGUCCUACUGUGGAAAGAUGAUCACGAACAAGGUGGACCGGAGCCCCGCGACCAAAGCUUGCCUUGACGCAGACACGCCAGCCGUUCGGCUUUCCCUUGCCAAUCAUAUGUUUAAGCAUUGUGGCGCCUGGAACCUUUAUGAUUUCCACCAACCUUCAACACUCUGCUACUACUGGAACGAGCAAGGCAACUGCUUCAAACGCAGUAGCCACUGCCAUCACCACAAGGAAAAAAAAACAGCAGUGGCGCGGAAAGCGACGUUGUGCACAGUUGGCUGCACUCCUGUUCAGACAACUCUGACGGAGGGAGUGAUGAAGUCGUAUUGCUCUCAGUUGGUGGUGGAGGGAGCAGAUCUUUCACCUGGUGCGAAAGGCUGCGAGGAGUCAGAUACCUACUACGUCCGGAGGUCUCUUGCGAACAAGAUGUUCACUCAUUGUGGCGCCCAUUAUUUGUAUGACUAUGAUACACCUAGCGCAGUGUGCUACGAGUGGAACGGCUCUGAAAAAUGCUGGAGUCGAGGCACAGCUUGCAAGACCCACGAGAUGGGGCAGAGGCUGGUGGCUCGGAAGGCCUUGAUGUGCAAGAUUCCUAUGGUCUCAGUACCGAAGAGACGCUGCAAGGGAACUCCAUACACGUACAACGAAGCAAAAGGGUGCAAUGGUUGGAGUUCAUUGACCGAGAAGCAGUGCAUGGAGAAGUGUUCCAGCAACGCGAGGGCCAAGAAUUGCCCCCAGAAGACAUGUCGCGCGGCCGUUUUCUACAAGGACAGCGGUUGGUGCCACCUCUACGACUCCUGCGAAGAGCUGGAAGACUUCGAACGGUCGACUCAUCUUGGGGACAAGGUCCCAAUGAGUCAAGUUGAAGGAAGAGUUUGCAGUGGAUUGCUUCCCUUCACGUACAAUACAGGCGUGGGAUGCGACGGCUGGGGUGGUAUCACCCAGGAGCAGUGUGCUCAGAGAUGUGUUGGCAACCAGCGAGCUCCAAACUGCCCCCAGAAGAUUUGCGUUGCAGCCGUCUUUUACAAAAGCACCGGCUGGUGCCACCUGUACGACGAAUGCAGCCAACUGGAGGCACGAAAAAGUGCCACUCUCAUUGUGCCAGAGGCUUCUACCUGGUGCAAGGGAACCCAGGUUGAAGCUUGGGACUGUGACAAGAUCGAGCAAAGUCGUUGCAGCCAGUCCUUCACCAGGAGCAAAGUCGGCAACUACUUUGUGCAGUGCUCGGUGGCCAGCAACGGCCAGUGCCUGUCUGGGGGCGGUAUAUGCCAAGCGUGAUGCUACUGAUUGUGAUAGCAAGUGGCGAUAUUUGAGGGUGGAUUCCUUCUGACACAGGGUUCAUUGCGUAGCCGAUUCGUUGGAUCAAAGCUAUCCGUUAAAUUAGCCGCAUCGUAUGGCUGCAGCAUGCUGCAGCCUUGUUGCAGCCUUGUCAGCGAGUUUAGUUUCUUGACAAAAAAA